Molecule: messenger RNA, 1044 nt
Organism: Colletotrichum higginsianum IMI 349063
Lineage: Eukaryota; Fungi; Ascomycota; Sordariomycetes; Glomerellales; Glomerellaceae
Product: Ketoreductase
Exons: 1
Coding region: 1-1044 (347 amino acids)
Molecular function (GO): oxidoreductase activity, acting on the CH-OH group of donors, NAD or NADP as acceptor
Source: RefSeq, a predicted model, not a curated record
AUGCCGUCUACUACAUCCCAAACUGUCAUCGUCACAGGAGCCAACGGCUACCUUGCCCUCCAUGUCAUCAAUCAACUCCUGAAGACGGGCUACGACGUGCGCGGCACAAUCAGAUCUCGGAAGGCAGACGACAAGCUUCGUGCCACGUUUCCCGAAUAUUACGGGGGGCGCUUGACCACAACCUUUGUCGAGGACCUGGCGAAUCCUGAGCUCUUUCGUGAGGCUUUCGACGAGAACACUGUGGGCGCUAUCCAUGUCGCCAGCCCGACCCAUGCCCGAACCGAGGACGCUGUCCGCGACAUGCUGAACCCCGCCGUCAAGGGCGCCAUCGGCAUUCUCGAGGCUGCCAAGAUCUACGCGGAUCCUUCGUUCCAUCGGGUUGUUCACCUGUCUUCCACCGCGGCUAUUAUGGAUAGCAAGAAGGGCCCCAGGCCUGGCUACACAUACACCAAUUCGGACUGGAACCCGGUGACGUUCGAAGAGGCGGCAGCCAUUGAGGAUCACCUGUCUCUAUACGUUGCGUCCAAGGCCCUCUCAGAGAAGGCCGUGUGGGCCUGGAUGACGGAGCAUAAGCCAAAAUUUGACCUCGCCUGCGUAAACCCAACCAUGGUCUUUGGUCCCCAUCUCGAGACCAUCAGCAACAUGGACGAGUUCACGUCGACGGCGAAGUUCCUGUGGCGGCUCGUAGACGCAGCCGAGAUUCCACAGCUCAUGUGGGCCGGGUGCGUUGAUGUCCGCGACACCGCCGCGAUGACUGUCGCGGCCUUCGAGAAGCAUGAGGCGGGAGGCCAAAGGCUUUUGUUAGCACGUCACUUUGAUUGGCAAACUGCGGCUGACAUAGCGAGAGACGAACUUCCGAAUUUCCGAGAGAGGUUUCCGGUGGGAAGACCCGGAACUGGCAGAAGCGAGGCUUUGAAACAUAUUCAUCAAUAUGACGGAAGCAAGGCUGUAAAUGUUCUCGGCGUGGAGUAUCGUCCACUGUCGCAGACUGUCAGAGACACGUUGGGGCAGUUCCUGGCAGUCGAAGGAGGUAAAGACCACUAG